Messenger RNA from Aethina tumida (small hive beetle), 1256 nucleotides. RefSeq lists its product as uncharacterized. Bases 278 to 991 code for a protein of 237 amino acids. The record is from RefSeq and is a predicted model, not a curated record. Lineage: Eukaryota; Metazoa; Arthropoda; Insecta; Coleoptera; Nitidulidae. The transcript is spliced from 5 exons.
UCCCACCCAUCUUCACCUGGUAUACCCGUUCUUUCGGCUCCCACCAGGUACUUCGCAUUAUAUCAUUUGCUCCUAACAAGUUCAAGAACAGCUCGGGCAUUCUACUGGCACAGUUCGUAUCACGGAAAAUCGAAUCAGGAACGCGAAGAACAAGAAGAAACGGAACGGUGCCGCAAAGUGGUCAUUGUGUAAUAUGGAUUGGAUUUGAUUUGUUCGGAGUUGUGGAGUUUAAGCUUCUGUAAAGUUAACAUUUUGGUACUAGAAAAUCACAGUGAAAAUGGCCCGUAAUACAGUAUUAAUCACAAUUACAACCAUAUUGUGUUCGCUAUUCAGCUCUAGUUUAUCUAAAAUACCAUCGAAAUGUGAAGGCGGUGGACAGUUGAAAUAUUUAUGGGGAGACGCCCUAACAGACAGUCCAGACUGUAUGGGUCCAAAUAACAUGCCCUAUCCUACUGCAGCCAUUGAGAGGUCGUUCAGAAGUUCGAACGUAUGGACUGGUAACCAUCGAACGGGGAGGGCGAAGAAAACAAUAGACCCAUUUUUGACUAGAAAGGCCCUUCUGGCAGCCCACGAGAGCAGUGCCGGGAUGGAACCUUCGACCAUUUCCAGGAUGGGUCGAGCUGUUAAUGUAUCGCCAGCCAAUACAUGCAAAGGUACGCCUUCCAGACUAUGUAAAACUAGAUACAACACCACAGCUCCAAUGUACGGGGUUUCACUUACUUCUGGACAACCAGUCACUAUUGUGCAGAAGUUUCCUGAUCUCCUCCAACAAGUAGUUUUCGAGGUUUGUGAAAGUUCAGAAUGUGAUGUGGUUCGGGGCGAAUGCACCCAAACCUACGUUCCGUACCUGUUCCUGGUGAUUCCCCUAGGACCAGUCACAUUGACCGGCCAAGAUUACGUUCUAGUGGAGAGUGGUUGCGUGUGCAGACCGAAAUACGCGUCGCAAACUAACCAGGAGGCAAGUGCAAUGUCGACGAUACCCAGACUAUGAUAAAACUGGUGGAGAUUGUUGUGUAAAUGAGUGGGUUUUAAAGUCAUGUGCACAAAAGUUUACGGGACGCGUGCCUGGUUAUUGUCCGAAAAAUAUAUGCAUAUAUCAUAAUAUGAGAGGAUAAAUUUGUGUUCAUGAAUUCCCCAAUGGCAACGCAAAAGUGCUCAUAAUUAUUUAAAUUAAAUUUGUAAGAUAUUUAUUAUGAUUAUUUUUAUAGAAAAUUUAGUAUUUAAAUGUAUUUAUAAUAUAUUUAAUAAAUUGUUUU